CGUGUUUGUGAGUGAGUGUGUGUGAGCGUGUGCGUGUGUGCGUGUUUGUGUGUGCGAUAUCUCAGACGUCACAACCUGCCGUUGGUCGAGUUCAGCUCAGUUCAGUUGGGAUCAGAUGAGCCAUUGGUUCCUCUCCGGAGGUGAACUAAACUAGAUCCGGAUGUAGAGGCGGCUUUAGCCCGCGUCAUCCGAGCUCACGGUCUGAACCGGGACACUUUUCACAUUUUAUUCAACCCGGGACAACUGCUGCAACUGGCAGAGAGAGCCGGGGCGGAGGGGAGGAGGGAGAGCCGCCGUUAACGUAACAUCCGUGACGUCGGUCCGCCCGGGCUGCCGCUCUGCUGGGUUUACCACCACGCUGUUUGUCAGGAAGGUUCCUCAUCGUGUUUACGGAGUUAUCGAUUGAUCCGAUCGAGGCCUAAUCGUGGGAUCGAUCAUUGUGUGAUGAUGGAGAGGAAGAGGACGGACUGUCCCGCUCUGCCGCCCGGCUGGAAGAAAGAAGAAGUGAUCAGGAAGUCCGGACUGAGCGCCGGGAAGAGCGAUGUCUACUACUACAGUCCUUCAGGGAAGAAGUUCAGGAGUAAGCCUCAGUUGUCCCGUUACCUAGGAAACACAGUGGAUUUGGGAUGUUUCGACUUCCGGACGGGGAAGAUGAUGCCUGGGAAACUGCAGAAAAACAAACAGAGGCUUCGACACGACCCGCUCAGCCUGGCCAAGGGAGGAAAACCAGACCUGAACACAGCUCUGCCAAUCAGACAAACAGCGUCCAUCUUCAAACAGCCUGUUACCAAGGUUACAAGUCAUCCUGGCAACAAGGUGAAGACAGACCUGCAGAGAGCAACCGAGCAGCCCAGACAGCUGUUCUGGGAGAAGAGGUUGAAAGGUCUCCGGUCGUCAGACGUCACAGAGGAAGUCCUGAGGACCAUGGACCUGCCCAAAGGGCUGCAGAGUGUGGGCCCAGACUCCAGCGAUGACACUCUCCUGUCAGCCAUCGCCAGCGCUCUGCAUAUGAGCUCUUCUCCAAUCACAGGACAGACGUCUGUGGCUGCUGAGAAGAACCCGGCCAUCUGGCUGAACACGUCCCAGCCGCUCUGCAAGGCCUUCACCGUCACUGACGAACAUAUCCGGGAGCAGGAGCUGAAAGUGUACCAGGCCAGGCGGAGUCUGGAGGAGGCGCUGAUGGCCGAUGGUUUGGCGCGGGCCGCCGAAAACAACCGAGAGCUGUUGGAGUGGAAGACAGCCUGAAGACAGAACAGAUGAGGCAGAGUUCCUCUGCUCGCCAGCCUCAGGUUAAUCAUCAGCAUCUUCAUCUUCAUCCAGACAACAAACCAAAAGCACACCACCCACAGACUUAAACAUCACCUGCACUGAUCCGUUGUCUUAAGUGGGCGAUCGUUUCAACCUUACCGUUAAGGAAACCUUUUUUUAAGGAUGACAUCACACUGUGCAUCUGUCAGCUUCGGGAGACCAAUAGCAACCGCGGCAAUAAUUUCAUCAGCAACGAUAAAAAACACCAGCAACAACUACACAUGACAACAGACAACCGCAGCACAAACUGCACCGGGAACAAGAGGAGCAACAGCAGCAAUAAGUGGAGGAUCUCCCAGCUCAACGCAGCAACUGAAGCCUUUAAUCUCUUUCUGUGACUUAUAAUCUGUGCAAACUUUACAACAAGCACUUAUCUUGUCUCAGUUUUACAAAUUCAGGUAUAAGUUCUCUUUCUUUUUAUAUAAUGCUGAUAAAAAAUGAUAAUAAAAAAAUACAGAAGUAACGCCCUCAUUAAACCCAAUGUCAGGUUGCAAACUGCUGGACGGCUUUUGCUAACUCUAACUACUAAAUUUCAAUGUGCUCUUUAAUGAGUUUGGUUGUUUGUGGUGUCAGAUCGUCAUCAGUUUUAAAGAAGUCUUCAGGGGUUUUAAUUAAAUAAUGAAAUAUUACAUGCAUAUGAAAUAGAACAACUGCUUAUUUAAGACAAAUUUUGUACCUAAAGAGAACAUACGUGUACAUUUCUUGGACUGGAGUAAAUAAAUGAUUAUAUUCACAAUCUUUUGACGGUACUUUUUUAAAAACCUCUUAAACCUUUUAAAGUCUCUGAUUCUGAAGAAGUGGAUUAUAGGUAUUCUAUACAUUCAGUACAGAGCUGGAGUCAGACCAUGAUUAGCCUAGCUUAGCAUAAAGGCUGAAAGCAGAGGGAGACAGCUCCCCUGGCUCUGUCUAAAGUUCAAAAAUACACCUGUUUCCAGUCUUUGAGUUAAACCAGGCUGAAGAUGUCCUGGCUCCAGCUCUGCAUUUAACUGACUUUUUAAUUUGACUGACAGGAGCUUGACAUCGAUCGCCUCAUCUCACCCUGAGACCUGCUGGAGUUCAACUCCAAAAGAUUUGCUGAGACAGGUAGUCAGCGUGAGCUGUGAUGAAAACAAGAAUGACUUUUUUCCAAAUGCUAAAUCCUAAUGCUGAAGGGUCAGACUUCAGGACAAAGCAGGAAUAAGCCAAUGAUUUUACUCCGAGAUCAAAAUGUAUUUUGAUAUAUAUUAUAUAUUAUAUUGAAUAUAUUUAUUGUUUCAAAAAUAUUCCCAAGAGUCUCUACACUGAGUUUAACAUUUAAUUAGAGAUGUUUUAUCACAGUAAUGUCUUGUACUAUUGCGUUUUUAAAUUUGUCAUUAUGAUUAAAAAUGAGAUACUGUGGUGUGUUUCAUCAUAGCAAUGAUAAGAGAUAUCAUCACGUGGCAACAUGUAGACAGAACAAAGGCCAUAAUACAGUAAAUACACACACACACACACAUAUAUAUAUAUAUAUAUAUAUAUAUAUAUAUAUAUAUACACACAUUAUAUACUGUGUUGUGCCAGUUCACACUAGUCCAAAGUUCAGUUCAUGCAGAUUAAAAUGAACCAGUUCAUGUUCAUAGUUCUUUUUUUCUUUAAUUUCACAGUUCCAAAAAUGAAAUAGUUCACAUUCAUUUGUUCAAUUUUUAAAGAAAUAAAUAAAGGCUUCUUUUUCAUUAGAACCCCCUUCUACCCAUCCAUCACCAGCCCCAAAUCACUGCCACUCCCAAACUAAAUUAAUUAUUGUAUAUACCACUGAAGAAUCACAGACAUGAGUUACAUUUAGAAUCUAUAUAUAAAUAUAAUCCGUCUGUACCGUCUGUGCUGCUAGCACCAGCCAAACUGGGCCGUGUCUAUGGAGACGUCAUGCGGCGUGCAGUAAAACUAUCAUAAAACAUGAGCGGCAUUCACACGUUCAUCAUUUGUAAACUGAUAUGUUCAGUUCAGCGUUCACAUAAAAUAGGAAUGUGCAAUGAACGCCCUUCAUUGAACACGUUCAUGCACAGCACUGUGUACAUAUAUAUAUAUAUGUGUGUGUGUGUGUGUGUGUGUGUGUGUGUGUGUGUGUGUGUGUGUGUGUGUGUGUGUGUGUGUGCUGUCCUGAUCUCAUUCCUGCUCAGUCCUGAUCUCAUUCCUCCUCCCAGAGGAUGAUCCCUUCAGAAUCUAUUGACCCCAUGACCUUUCCUUUACCACCUUUACAUCAAACUGUAACAUUCAUCUCCUCCAAUGGUGAGACUAAGAAUAGUUAAACCAUCAGGAUGUUGUUCUGUCAGACUUGGCACAAACUGUUCUCAGUCCAGAUGUUGAAUUCUGUAUUUGUGACUGUAUGACUGUAUGCGUUUGUGUGCACUCUUCAUGUUGUGUGCUUGUGUGUGCGCGUGUGUGUGUGUGUGUGUUAAAGAUAGAGUGAGACAAACCAGCCUGCCAGCUCUGCCCUCAUUUGCAUCUGCUAAUGGCUCUAUGAUGCCAGUUUCUGAUCACUGCAACUACACAUUUAAAUUCCUGCUUCAGUGCCAGAUGCUCUCUCUCUCUCUCUCUCUCUCUCUCUCUCUCUCCCUCUCUCCCUCCCUCAUCCAGGGAUUCCUGUUUCCAUCCUUUAACAGCGGCUCUGUUCGUGCUCUGAAUCAGAAAACACCAGCUGAGGUUAAACUGGAGACUUGAAGCUUCUGCUGCUAAUGAUGCUCUAGUUGCUCAUGAUGAAGCUCAUAUAUUUACACUCAAACAUCACAAUUAGGUUUGUGAUGUCACUCUAAAACCAUGGGCAUUAAUCUGCCACAUUUUGGAACCUUUGGAACAUUUGGUCAAAGUUAAGACAAGGAAUGAACCAUUGACUGUAAAUGUUGAUUCAGUUAGAGAGGUCCAACAGGCUCUGGUCUAUGAGGAAGAACUGAUGUAUAACAGUACAGCCUUGAUGAACACAUAUGUGAAUAUUAGGUCUCAGCAAAGUCAGGAAUACAAAAAGCUUAACACAUACAGACGAGUUUGUAGCAGUGGAGGAAGCUGCCAUACUUUUAUGAGCAUAUCAGAGGGGUAAACACCAUGCUGCUGAAUAUAGGACCAGAUGCAGUUGAAAGCUUUGGAAAAAGCUUGUCAUCGGACCUUGAGUUAGUUUGUCUCUCUCUCUCUCUCCCUUCAACCACAGACUCUGCCUUCAACCCAACCAGUAGAGGCGGACGCUCUUGUCAUUUGACACUAUUCAAAUAAAAUUGGAUUGAAUUGAAAGUGCUGAUUCAACUUAUGUCAGGGGGUGGGAUCAAAACAGAAAGGUACUUGUCACAUAAGCUGGACAUACAAAAAAGCAACAGAUAUGUGAACAUCUUUGUUUGCCUUUGUGCAGCCUGGAGAAGCAUCACUCCAGCUUAAGGUGGAGACUAGUUGAGAUCUGGUUAACAUCAAGUCACUUUUAAUGCAGACUCUGUGUGUAUGCUUUCCUCUGACUUUGUCCAACACUUUGGUUUAUGAUGGCUUCCCAGAUAACAAAAUAAAACCCACACUUGUCUACUAUAUGCUUCUUGUCUUCUGGCCCAGUAUACACCCGGUUUAAUGGUGCAAAUCUGGCCCACAUACAGCAUGACUUUAAGAUGCUACUUCCACAUCUGGAUCAAUUCUAACGUACACACAAAACAUUUUCUGGCUGUAAGUCAAUACUGAAAGACAUCAGCUGACAUCUGGGCAGAGUCCAGCUGAUGUCCCACUCACAUCACAAGGAACAACUGAAUAACUAAAAGUCAAGUUUUGCAAGCCAAACAAAUAUAUGGUAAGAAACUAUUAACCUCUAACUGUUGAGUGUGGAGUGUGAGUGAAACAAGUGAAUAUUAACAAGGGCCAAGAAAAAAUGUCCAAGAAAAGAAACAGCAAGCAAAACAGAAAACUUGACUUAAACACUGACUGACACGUGGGGUCAAUCAGGACCUCAUAUAACUUAUUUCAACAUUUAUGUUAAUUAACAGUAGUCAUCGGUUGAAGUCAGCUGUUUAAUCUGGUUUUAAAAUGAGCAGAAAAACAGAUACAGGUUGAAAUCACCACAGUUCUGUUCUCUGAUUAGGUAUAAAGGUAUAAACCAAAACAUUGACAGUAAAGGUUUAAAUUCACUUUAAACUGAAGAUGCAGCUGAAGAUGAGG
This is a messenger RNA of Seriola aureovittata, 5445 nucleotides long. It is a transcript of the gene mbd2, whose product is annotated as methyl-CpG binding domain protein 2. The transcript has 7 exons. NCBI's taxonomy places the organism in Eukaryota, Metazoa, Chordata, Actinopteri, Carangiformes, Carangidae. Bases 445 to 1245 code for a protein of 266 amino acids. Gene Ontology annotation, molecular function: DNA binding. The record is from RefSeq and is a predicted model, not a curated record.